AUGGAGACCACACAAAGAGAACAAAUCGCAGACGAAUCGGAACAGCAACAGCAGCAGCAACAACAACAAGAACGACCCUUGGCUGAGUACUUGCGAAAACUGGAGGAGCGAGCCAAAGAGAAGCGCACGACAGGCGAGAAGGACGACAGCGAAGAAGAAGAAGAAGAUGAAGAGCCCCGCAGAUACAUCAUUGGCGAUCGAGAGGUGGAGCUGCCGCGCUCCGUGAUUCAUCUCAAGUCACGGAACGGUGGCGACGUGUUCCUCAUCGGCUCCGCUCACGUCUCUCAGGCCAGCGUCGACGACGUCACCCAGCCUACGACGGUGUUUGUGGAGUUGUGCCCAAGUCGGGCUGGCAUUCUCUUCGCGCCACAGCAGCAGCCCGCCCCACCACCCACCGCCGACACCAUCCAGCAGCAGCAGUCACCUGCUGACGGUGCCAGGGAGCAGCAGACGGAGUCACAACAGACCACCAACGCGCCUGCCUCUUCGCCCAUUGUGGCCGCCACGGUGGUGCAGGCGGAGAAGGCGCCCUCUACCAUGAGCCAGAUAAGUGAGCUGCUGCGACGACGAAAGGAAGGCGCCAACAUCCUGCACCUGAUCAUCUCGAUGGUAUUUGAGCGGGUGACAAAGAACAUCAAGGUGAUGCCGGGCUCCGAGUUCAGGGCCGCCGCGCAGGAGGGAAUGAAGUACGGCGCUCGCAUCGUGCUUGGCGACCGGCCGGUGGAGAUCACCCUGAAGCGCACGUGGGGCAACCUUAGCGUCUGGGAAAAGCUCAAGCUGUUGUACUUUGUACUGAUGGACACAUCGCUGGACAUCAAGGAGGAGGACAUCAAACGCAUGAAGAACUCAGACAUCAUCACAGAGAUGGUGAAGGAGCUGUCCACCGAAUUCCCAUCCCUUGUGGGACCCCUCAUCACCAAACAAGAUCAGUUCCUGGCAUGCAAGCUCCAUUCAUGCCCAGGCAACACCAUAGGGUAUACCCCUCUGGCUGUGAUUGAGGAGAAGCUGUGGACGCUCCUUACCCAGUGGGUGGAGGGAGUUCCACUGACCACCUUGGGCACACUGCUCCCCACUGACUGGCGCAAGCACACCACCAAGCUCCAGCAACUCUUGAACCUCUUCCCCACAGUGGUCAUGACAGGCAAAGUGGGUUCAGGGCACAAGAUAGCCAAGCUUGUGGCAUGGCUCAUGACACUCAAGAUGGACAUGGCCACCCUACUUGUCACCCAACAACAAGCCUAUGUGAAGCUGAAGAACAAUGCCAACUUGGACACCCUCUGCAAGGUCAUGGGAGUCUACCUCAAGGAUCUGCUGGAAGAGUGGGGCUUCUUCCUCACCUGGGCAGGGCAUGUCUACUGGUUGCAGCUUCCUCUGUGGCUCCACAGCCAACCUUGGGGGCUGCUGCUGCUGCCCAGCUGA
Acanthamoeba castellanii str. Neff is the source of this 1419-nucleotide messenger RNA. Its product is annotated as TraB subfamily protein. Lineage: Eukaryota; Discosea; Longamoebia; Acanthamoebidae. The record is from RefSeq and is a predicted model, not a curated record. The transcript has 8 exons. The coding region runs from base 1 to 1419 and encodes 472 amino acids.